AGACAAUACAGAGUUUGGUUCGACGUCUUGGUUACACUGUUGCAGGAUAUUCAUUUGAGGAUCUAAAGCAAAGUAAAGAGGAUGGGGAGAAAUACUAUAAUCAAUUAUCAGAUGAAGAAAGGGCGAAAUUUGAUGAAGAGACAUUACUUAAUCUGAACAAUACAGAAAAGAGAAGUAUAAAAAUCCAGAGUGAUAUGUUUAGCAAUGAAUACUUUGAUGUAAAGGAGAUUAACGAGGGAAGGAAAAUAUUUGAAGAAGAGAGACUUCUCAAUGGGUUUGGCAACGAAUACAUAGUGAUAACAAUCUUGGUUGCUGCUAAAGGAGCACAUAAGCUUCCUAACAUAAAUGGGGCUGAAGAUUUGAAGAUAGCCUUACAAAAGCUCAGGAGCCUUCUCUCAAGCAAAUUAUUAGCUGGUGAGGUGUUGUGGACCCCACAAAAGGAGGAUGACACCCUUUCAAAACAAAAACUACUUGAAGACUACCCUCAAUUAGCAAAAGGCAUGAGAAGCUUUCUAGUUAAGAAACACGAAUGAAACAAAAAGGGCAAUGUGAGCUUGGUUCCGUUUGGUGUGUCAAAUUAUUCCCUAACUUCGAUUUUUUCAGGUUUUAAAAAUUAAAAAAUCUUUAUACAAUAAAUAUAAUUUGAAUAUUUUCUUAGGUUUUAUAUGUUAAUCUUUUUUGUUUGUUACAUUUAAUUGUAUUGCAAAUCGUUAAAGAAAUUUAACCUAUAUUAUUAUUUUUAUAUGAA
This is a messenger RNA of Cajanus cajan (pigeon pea), 748 nucleotides long. NCBI's taxonomy places the organism in Eukaryota, Viridiplantae, Streptophyta, Magnoliopsida, Fabales, Fabaceae. The record is from RefSeq and is a predicted model, not a curated record.